Molecule: messenger RNA, 4842 nt
Organism: Mercenaria mercenaria
Lineage: Eukaryota; Metazoa; Mollusca; Bivalvia; Venerida; Veneridae
Exons: 16
Coding region: 366-4706 (1446 amino acids)
Biological process (GO): monoatomic ion transport
Cellular component (GO): membrane
Molecular function (GO): extracellular ligand-gated monoatomic ion channel activity
Source: RefSeq, a predicted model, not a curated record
GCAAUUAAAAAUACUUUUGACACCUAUCCGUUUCAUUUCGUUUGUCUUAAAAGUUAAUCAGUAGGACAAAACGUAUCAUUUACAAUUUUAUCUCAUAGGUAAGUCUUUUGUUUCAUGACAUAGAGUUUUCUUUCUUCGUUAAGGUCAAUGUGAAGUACAGAAUAUCUUUUUGAAACAGCGACUAUUACAUUUUUAAAACAUUGGUAUUUUUGUGACUUAUUGUUUCAUUAAAAUAUUAUUCUUUUUUUUUCGAAUGUCAUGCAAAUCGAAACUGAGGCUAUAUAUAUUAAUUUUUGUGCGUGUAAUAACUAUCAGGAAAUGAAUUUUGCGGAUUAGACAUUUCGUAUAAAAUCGUGUACUAAACUAUGGCAUAUGGAUGUUGGAUCUUCAUUCAAUUAUCUCUAUAUUUCUUGCUGUUUAAAAAUGUUAGCAGUCAGUGUGAUGGGACGGGACCGUUACUAUUAACCGCAGGAACGUCACCGCAGUACUUUACAUCGCCUAAUUACCCAAGCAACUACCCGGCCAACUCUGAUUGUUCAUGGCGCAUUGAAGCUCCAAGUGUAUAUGAAAAGGUUAUCAUAAACAUUGAAGAUUUUGAUUCAGAAAGUACGACCAGCGACUACAUGGAUUUGUAUGAUGGAUAUAACUCGUCAGCGACACUCGUUAUCCGGAUGGCUGUGACAAACAGGAAGACUUUAAAUGCGUAUGUUAGCAGCAGUGAUGUUUUAUAUAUAACCUUCGUAUCCGAUUAUAGUAUCCAGUAUUCGGGCUUCCAGAUUCUUUACUUUGUAAACAGCACAGCCAACCAACCGGGAUGCGAUGAGAUUGUAGAUGUCUCUUCACAAGAACAAGUUUUGAUGUCACCAAAUUUACCUGACCCAUAUAACGCAGUUCAUUCUUGUUCAUGGACAUUUUCAUCGACCACUGGUAUAUUGUUUCAAAUAAAAUUUCUAGAUAUGGGUGGUUGUGGACAGAGUCACUUGAGAUUCUACGAUGGUAAUUCAACGAACGACAACCAGUUAGACACUGUUUGUUCCACGGCAUAUAUAUAUGAGUUUUCCGACGUAGAAACAACCGGAUUUGUUGGCCAUAUUGCAUGGACAGUUACCAACCAGUCGUCGGAUUAUUAUGGUUUUAUGCUGAUUUACAGGACAAAUGUCGUUACAACAACAAGUACUACUACUAUAACAACAACAGUUCCUACAACGACCUUAACGCCUGGAGUGUUUGAUAACUGCACCGCUACAGGGGCGUACUUAAGUGCAACAAUAUCCCCAAAUUUUGUUUAUAUAUCAUCACCAGAGUACGCUAGCGGCGAGUAUCCGAGGAAUACAUUAUGUAGAUGGUACAUCACGGCACCACAGAAUUAUUCUGUUGAGGCGUACUUUGAUGACGAAACAUUUGCUAUUGAAUACAACAUAUACUGUAGCUAUGACUACGUAAUCUUCUACGACGGGAACACAACAAGUAGUACCAUGCUGAACAAGUUCUGUGGGUUUGAACGCUCAACAUUCACCUACAGAAGCUCAGGAGACCAAAUGUUGAUCAUUUUCUCCUCUGACUACGCAUUACAAUACUCUGGCUUUAGAAUGAAAGUCAAAGCUGUUGAUAGCACAUAUCCUGGAUGUAAGGCAGAUUAUACCGAGUAUUCAGUGACGUACAACAAAGAAGCUGUCUAUAUUUCCAACAGUUACAACUAUCUCAAUACUACAUCAACUCCAAAUUAUGGUAUUUCGGACUACCAAAACAACUUGGAGAUGUUCUGGUUAUUCACGAACUCCGACACCAUUAACUACAAAAUGGUUCUUGAAAUAAUUAGCAUCAGUAUAGAGAGAGCAUAUGGCUGUAUCUAUGACAGGCUGGUUCUAUACAAUGGUCCUUGUAUAUCAGACGGAAUACAAGAUACAGUGUGUGGGUACUGGGCUAAGCGUUGGGAUCUUGAAGGCCCGGAAUUCCUUUUACACUUCCAUAGUGACGGAUAUAAAACACAGUCCGGAUUUGAACUACGAUAUUAUGCAGAGGAUAAGGCUGUUACUCCACCAUCAAGUACUACAACAACAACCGGCGGUCCGCCAGUGGAAGCUGUGGUUGAAGCGGUCAAGUCUCUGUUGACAAACUAUUCCAGUGAAAAUUUGCCUACUAAAGAUUUAAGUACCGCUAUAACAUCUUCCAUUGAUUUUUAUUUGGUUGGGAUCAAUGGUCUGGAUGAGGUGGAACAGAAGUUGACAACAACAGGCCAGUUCGAAGUAACUUGGAAAGACUCGGCUUUAACUUGGGAUCCCUUAAAACGACAGCGGGUUGUGCAAGUGCUAUUACCACAAGAUGACCUAUGGAAGCCGGAUAUUGCUUUGAUGAAUGGAUUUACAACUAUCACUGCCAUGGGCGCAAAAUUUAUGUUUAUCGAUGUAAAUUACAAUGGCUCUUGUAUAUGGAAGCCAUAUCAAAUAAUGGAAUCUGUAUGCAAGGUUGACAUGACCCAUUAUCCGUAUGAUAGACAGACAUGCGUGUUGAAGUUUGGAACAUGGUCAUCCGACGACAGUGAAGUGGUCACAGAACUUGGAUCUCUCGGACUGCAGAUUCAUCCUAACUUCCAAGAAAACUCAGAAUGGAAUCUUAUCAAGACGGAAACCAGACAGAAAGAUAAUAACAAUCAUCAAGUCGUAGAAUUUUUUCUAACAUUAGAAAGGAAUUCUCGAUAUGUCACAUUUUAUAUGACUAUGCCUAUUGUGGUGUUAGCUUACAUGAAUAUUUUCACUUUCGUGAUUCCUGUAGAAUCAGGAGAGAAAACGGGCUUUAGUAUUACUAUUUUUCUAUCUUUUGUAGUUCUUUUGAUAAUUAACAAUGGUUCCAUGCCGGAAAAUUCUGAUACUAUCUCUAUAUAUGCAGCAUAUGUUUUGGCAAUGACAAUUUUAAGUGCAGUUGCACUUAUAGUGUGCGUGCUACAGAUACGGGCAGUAACAUUCUCAGAAAGCACAUAUCCAAUAGCUAAACGUGUGAAAAAAGCAAUGAGACAUAUAAAAUUGGUUCAAUCAAUAUUAACAUGCCGCGGAAAGAAAAACAAAGUAGGAAAUGAUGACAAUGGGGUAUAUGAAUUUAGGCUGAAAAAUAAACUGGCAAAUGAAAAUCUUUUUGUAGGUAAACAAAGCAUCUCUGAAAAUGAGGAAAUUGGAUAUGAAACUUUGGCUACAAAAAAAGGAAAGAAAGUUACCUUUAAGGGCGACGAUGCGGUUGUAGGAGAUAGUAAUUAUACUGAUAGAUUUGUAAUUCCGCGUAAACGAGAGACAGAUGAAACCAUCAAAUAUGAUAGAGAAAAUACGUUGUUUGAUGCAGGAACGUUUGUACGGUCUGCAACAAUGAUUUCCAUAAACGAUAAUCUAUCCAUCAACAGAAAACUGAAAGGAAAUGACUCUAUCAGUAUGAAAACUGUUAAAUUUGCGGAUGAGCACGUAGGAUAUGAUAAACAUACUAAAAGUCGAAAAAGUAACGCCAGCACCAAUCCAACUGAUUACGAGCCAUUGUAUUCUGAGACGAAGUAUUCGUGUGAAACUGGAAAAAGACAAACACCAGAAGAGAAAUGGAAGGAAAUAGCUACCUUGACUGAUUCGAGAUCUACAUCCUACGUAGGUAAAGCUGUCGCAUCUCCAAUUCAAACUUUAGAUCGGCCUACUUCAUUUGAUGAAAAUCUGUCGACACAGAAACACGACAAACAUUUCUUGUCUACAGAGGAUAUAACACAACCAAAAGAAACAGAUAAUGAAUCAGAUAUAAAUAGAGGUAUACUUCCCGCUAGAACAAUUGUUAUAUCACCAAAACCAGAAUCAAAUGGCCAGUCAUUUCCUUAUGGUGAAAAAUAUUCGGAACCGUUGGUGUCCUCUCCUGAAGACAUUGAAACCGCAGGAAGUCAAAUAGACUCUUCGAAACAUCAGCAUUUACAAGUGACAGGUAUUUCUAACUACGAAUUAGACAUACAUGAAUCAAGCCUAGGUGACCAAAUACCAAACCAAUUAAGUGACAAUAUCCGACCUGCUUCAGUCUCAGCAAAGAAAGAUUCAAAUCAAGAUGAAAACGACAAACAAAAGCAAAUUACUUCAGAUGACAUUGUACCCACCUCCCUUUCAACUGGUGUUGCAUCAAAAAUGACUGUAGGUAACGCUGGUCGAUUAGAUACUCUAACUGAUGAUAUAACAGAAAAUCAACAAACAUCCGCAUUCGACUUUAAAAUGAAUAGACCAUCUUCAAAUGUAGAAAAUCGACCACUGUCGGUAAACAAACAAUGUUUGUCUACUGGAAGUAGAUUGAUAUUGGUUGAAAGUGGCCGUGCAGUCUCCGCUGGUAAUAACAGACCUCGUUCACAAGGAAGUUGCCGACCAGUUUCCAUUCUCAGCAAUCGGUCGUUGCCACUUGUGCGUCAGAGGCCUCCAGCUACAUUAACUCGUUCAGAUACAGCAGACACGACGUUUGAAGCUGAAGAAACAGACAGGAAGUUAGUACAUACUGAAGCUGAACUUGAAUCUGAAACAAGUGGUGAAAGUUUAAGCGAAGGAAGUACUAACAGUAGUACUAAUGACUCAGAGAACAAUGAUCAAAAUAAACUUUCGUGGCCUGAUCUUGUAUCUUGUACGGAUGUGUUGUUUUUCUUAAUCUAUCUACUUCUUACAACCCUAAUGACACUGGCCAUGUUUUUGACCAUGAUUACUGCUUAUUGAACAGUAUAAUGUUACAGAUUUUACGUAAGAAUAAGUUAUUGAUAUUUUAUUGAUUUCCAUACGUACAUUUAUGCAUUGUGUACAUACACUGGAAUGUAUGAAUAACAUAUAACGAUGAUUGCUAUUAAAUCUUACA